Messenger RNA from Yarrowia lipolytica CLIB122, 2424 nucleotides. RefSeq lists its product as uncharacterized. The record is from RefSeq and is a predicted model, not a curated record. Gene Ontology annotation, cellular component: exocyst. Gene Ontology annotation, molecular function: SNARE binding. Gene Ontology annotation, biological process: exocyst localization; exocytosis. NCBI's taxonomy places the organism in Eukaryota, Fungi, Ascomycota, Dipodascomycetes, Dipodascales.
AUGGAGAGCGCCGUCGCCCGGGUGGCCGAGCUGCUCAAGCGGUCCGACGACCUGGACAAGGUCGAGCUCAUCACCCAGCGUCUGCAGCGAGAAAAGGCCGCCAUAGAUGUGCAGCUCAAGGCCGAGGUCAAGUCGCACAUUGACUCGACUGGCGGCGCUGUUAUCAAGCUGGCGGAUUCUAAGCGAAUCAUGGCCGAAAUCAAGGGCGAGCUCAUGAAGAUCGACCGACUGUGUUCCGAGUCGCAGCUGUCCGUGAGGGACUUUGAGAAAAUCAACCGACUUGCCAACAUUCACAGAAACUUCAUCAAGACCCAGGAGUUUGCCGACAACAUGAAAUCGCUUCAUGGUCGUAUCCAGCAGGUCAAUGACAUGAUCGAAGACGAUUGUGGAGACGGCCAGGGAGGCAUCGAGGCCCAGCUGGACUCGCGAGUACCCAACCUGCUCACGAUCCACUACAUGCUCUCCGAAAUGCGCGACUUCCGUGAUUCCGCCAUGUUUCACGCGGAAAAAGCCAGUGAAGAUACUCGAAGAACCACCAUCAAGCACUUCGCUCCCCUGGAUCCUCUGAUUGCCAAGUUCGACCGGGUCGUGGAAGAUGUGGGAGGCAACCUGCUGGAGUUCAUCCGAAGCGGCAACACAUCACUGGUCGUACGACUCGCGAAAAUCAUCGAUCUCGAAGAACGAGAAGAUCUCAAGGCCACUGUUCUUCUGGAAGUGAAUGGAAAGGCCAAACAGCAAAACGGAGGUACAGGAGGAGGAUUCCGAUCUCCCCACAUGAAUGGAAACAGCAACAACAAAAACAACAGCAUGAGCGUGACUCUGGGUAACAAUGUCGCUCCUCGAUCCCCCAGGGGUUAUCCUACCUUGUUCCUUCGAGCCAUGGAAAAGUCCAUCAAGGACUCGUUUGAAGCAUGCAUUGAGUCUUUCCCCGGGGACUGCAUCACGCUGCUCGAGAACCUGGCAUGGAUUUAUACCGAUUUGGAGCUCACCCGAAUGGAAUUGGCUACUCUGGUGCCCAAACGAUGGCAGAUUUUCGACACGGUGCUCAAGUUCUACCAUGUGGAGACCCACAAUCUGCUGGAUCAGGUGCUGGCUACAGAUCCCGACGCACAGUCCAUUCUGGCUAUUCUCAACUACGUCAAAGACUACUACGACACGAUGAAAAAGGGCUUUUCCGUGUCUAAGGAGCAGCUUCAGCCCCCUCUUCUGGACGGCAAGGAGAACGAUCUGUAUGACGACUACAUGAAGCUCAUUGUCAACAAGCUCAACGAGUGGAUGGAGAACUUGGCCACCACUGAGCGCCAGGCCUUCAUCAACCGAGACAAUGCUCCUGAAAUGGACAACGACGGACGAUAUGCUCUGCAGGGUGAGGUGAUCACGUUCAAGAUGAUCACCCAGCAGAUUGAGGUUGCUGCCGACUCGCAGCAGGGCAGAAUUCUCGCUGGAGUUGUCGAGGAGUGUGGUAAUGUGCUCAAGGAGCGACAAGCAUCCUGGGAGGCCAUUAUGACCAAGGAGGUCAAGAAGGAGAUUCGAGUGGCCCAGCUGCUGCGAGACAAAAAGAAGCGAAAGGAGGCCGAAAAGGCCCUGGCCAAUGGACAAGACAUUGAUUCAGACGACGAGCUGCAAAACAAUGCCGGUCUGGUUGAUUACAUGAUCGCUCUUGCCAACGACCAGAUCCGAGGAGCCGAUUACACCGAGGCUCUGAGCUCCAAGGUGGCUCCUGUGGUGUCUCAGAAGUACUCUACCCAAAUUACCAGCACCCUGGAGACCGUUUCCGAUGGCUACGUUGCGUUUGCUAAGCUAUGUACCAACUCGCUCAUCGAGAUCAUCUUUUCAGAUCUCAAACCUGCAUUCGACAUUCUGUUCGAGACCUCGACCAUUGGUGCUUCGGCCUGGUACAAGGGCAUCCCCAUGUCUCAGAUCACAGAUACUCUGGCUGAGUACUACGGCGAUGUCCAGUCUCACAUGAACCCUCUUUUGAUUGAGGUGUUCCUUGACGAUCUUCUGGACGAGACUGUUCUUCAUUAUCUGCAGUCUCUGCGGUCCGGCAAGCACCACAAGGUGUCUCUCAAGCUGCCCAAGGCGUCGGUUCAGAUCAAGCAGGACAUUGGAAAGAUGUACGAUUUCUUCGACGAACACCAUUCGUCCCGAGAACACGUGCAGCAGGUAUUCAAGGUGUUUGAACAUCUGCUGUGGAUUCUGGAGUCGCCUAUUGAGGAGCUUGGAGAUAAAUACACACAGCUGAAGGCUGAAUUCUGGGACUGUCCUCUGUCCUUCUUUGAGGCCGUGGUUAAUGCCCGAAAGGAUAUCGACAGCAAGAUGGCCAAGGAGCUCAUCAGUGUUGUUCGUAGCGAAGCUCUUUUGGGAGGAGGACCAGAGGAGGAACUACAGCCUACUAUUAUGGGUAGAUAUGGACGAAGUUGA